CAGUUAAUUCAAGUAGGAAAGCACGGCCGGUGUGUGUUCCAGGGUGAAUGUGUGCGGUCUCCGGUUGUUAUUGAGCUGCUUUUCGGGAACUACUUGUUUAAGGAAUAACCCGGAUCCUGAGCCGACCCGGACCGGUCGGUAAAAGCGGUCGAAAAGCUGAGUUUUAGCCUCAUGCUUCGGGAUGUUUUCCGGCCUGUAACGGGAAGCAGAAGGUUUAGGCGCCAGAAUCGUAGCUUCACUGAGACCGACAACUCACUAAACACGGCUGUAAAUAAAACUUGAAUGGAUUUGGACUCUGGACGAAACGAAUCAGGAGCGAUGGGAGAAUCGAUGCAGCCGGCUACACCGAGUCGCCACGAGAAAAGCCUCGGAUUAUUAACCACCAAGUUUGUCACCCUGCUACAAGAAGCCAAGGAUGGAGUGCUGGACCUCAAAGCUGCUGCAGAUACGCUGGCCGUACGGCAGAAGCGGCGGAUAUACGACAUCACUAAUGUUCUCGAGGGCAUCGGGCUAAUCGAGAAGAAAUCAAAGAACAGCAUUCAGUGGAAAGGUGUAGGUCCUGGCUGCAACACACGAGAGAUUGCAGAUAAGCUGAUAGACCUGAAGCUGGAGCUGGAAGAUCUGGACAGAAGAGAACAUGAGCUGGACCAGCAGAGAGUCUGGGUGCAGCAGAGCAUCAAAAACGUGACUGAUGACUCACAGAACAGCCCUCUGGCCUACGUGACGCAUCAAGACCUCUGUAACUGCUUUAAAGGUGACACUCUGCUCGCGAUCCGAGCACCUUCAGGCACACAGCUAGAAGUGCCAAUGCCGGAGUCUGUUGUAAACGGGCAAAAGAAGUACCAGAUCCACUUGAAAAGUUCCUCAGGCCCAAUCGAUGUUCUCCUGGUGAAUAAGGACCCAGCCAGCUCCUCUCCGGUCGUGUUACCUGUUCCCCCUCCGGAAGACCUGCUCCAGAGUCUCCCAGCUUCCUCAGCUUCUGCACCAUCUGCUCCCGUCACUGCCCUCACCACCAAGCAUGCAGGCAACAGUACGACGAGUCCAGCUGUUAAUAACCAGAGGCCCGCGAACACAACUGCUGCUCCCGCUACAGAAGCCCCCAGCGCUGCCCCCUUAGACACAUCGGCCAAUCAGAAUUCAGCAGAGGUCAGCCAGCAACUUCAGUCCUCAGCCUCAUUGGACAGCAGCUCGUCGCUUCCCGAGUCCUCAGCUGUUUUUGAACCAAUCAAAGCCGACCCUUCAGAGUUGCUAGAUCUCCCCAAAGAACUUUCAGAAAUGUUUGAUCCUACUAAAGAAAUCAUGAGUGCAGAUCUCCUGGAAGAGCUCAUGUCAUCAGAAGUUUUCUCUCCACUCCUCCGCCUCUCACCACCUCCCGGCGACCACGACUACAUCUAUAACCUGGACGAGACCGAGGGCCUGUGCGACCUUUUUGACGUCCCUAUUGCCAACCUUUGACCUCCGCAUGCACGUGAUGAGAUUAGUGCACCUGUAUUUAACAAACGAAGGCCACCUUUUUAUUUAAAAGGUUUGGCUGUGUUUUGGAUCCAUGUGAAAUAAGCUGAUUUUAUGUCUGUAUGUAUGUGUAUAUAGAGUUGAAUGGCUUUUUUUUUUUUUAAAUGUCUUUUCAUUUAUUUUUUUUUAUAAUCUACUUUUACCCAAAGCAGCGAUCUACUGAAAAGUGGCACAGAACGUUCCCCUGCCCAACAGGAAGCGUCAGUGAUGUUUUAUUUUAACAGCUGUGCUUUUAAACAUGUUUGAACCCAAUGAUGUGUGGAACUGGGUUCCGUACCCAGGAUUUGAAGGCAUUAUUUUGCUACGUUGAUAAAGUACACAAACAAGCACCAGCAGGAAUACCAGCUCUAGUCCCUGAUCUAUUUUAUUUUUAUUUUUUUUUAAAUAAACUGUCGCCCUGUUUUUAGCUAUUGGUUUAUAGAAGUGGGUGUAAAGUUGCUCGUUUACAGAUCAUUUGCUUUUACACAGCCGUUUUAAUCAUGUUCGUCUUUCAAGCUGUCUUUCAUAAUGGAGAUGUUUUAAGUAUGAGCGCUUGGCUGAGCACUACAGAAUAACUGAGAGGGGAAAAAAAGGUAGAUUUUCGGGUUUGGAUUCAAACGUCCCAGCAAAUUUAACAACGCAGUUUGUAAUAUUUAGAGCUGUGUCAGUCAGAGCUCGUUUCUGGACUUAAAAAGGAACAGAAGCCUUAAAGUGCCAUUCCACCAUUGGAUGUAUUUUUUUGGCAUAAAAUACAAUAUAUUUUAUGACAACAUGACUAGACAGAGAAAUCUUUUAGCUUCAAAAUGAUAUAUCAAACAUAAUUUUUUGACAACGACAAGUAUAUUAAUUUUGCGACCAAAGUCACCUACGCUUUUAAUUUCCGCGCGGUAGUGAAACGUGAUGUCAUCGGCAGGUUCCCCUUCUUGUGUACCACGUGUCGGUCUAUUUUUAGACCAGGAAACCCCCAAAGUGAGAGAGUCAUUUCUCCUCGUAUAUGGGAGCCAGAAAAAUUGAGUUAAUCUUUCAGUUAGCUAGAUUUAUUGGUAUUAUUUUUAUCGCGUUCUUUCCGCCAUUGCUGAUAUGUGCCACAUCACGUGGUACACAAGAAGGGGAACCUGCCGAUGACAUCACGUGCGGAAAUUAAAAGGGUAGGUGACUUUG
Neoarius graeffei (lesser salmon catfish) is the source of this 2652-nucleotide messenger RNA. It is a transcript of the gene e2f4, whose product is annotated as E2F transcription factor 4. The transcript is spliced from 10 exons. The coding region runs from base 283 to 1455 and encodes 390 amino acids. NCBI's taxonomy places the organism in Eukaryota, Metazoa, Chordata, Actinopteri, Siluriformes, Ariidae. Gene Ontology annotation, biological process: regulation of transcription by RNA polymerase II. Gene Ontology annotation, molecular function: DNA-binding transcription factor activity, RNA polymerase II-specific; protein dimerization activity; RNA polymerase II cis-regulatory region sequence-specific DNA binding. Gene Ontology annotation, cellular component: RNA polymerase II transcription regulator complex. The record is from RefSeq and is a predicted model, not a curated record.